UUUAUUGGGCCCUUAUUGUGGAAGCAUAUUGGAGCACGUAACAAGAAAACUGUUAUAACAAUUAUAACAUCUAAUUGGCUGGUCAUUAAAAAAUUAAUCUUGCUAGGUUAUAAAUAUCCCAAUUUUAGGGAACAUGUUCCUCAUAGAAAUCCCAGCCGAUGCUGGAUCACAGGUACAUCUGGGUCCGUGAAUCAACAGGAAGAGGGCGGGAAUAAAUGCGUGGUUUGGGAGCUCGGGAGCAAGGCGGUCAGACAGACAAGCGGGACAGCAGGCUAGCCGAAAGUUGUCCUUGACGAAUUUCUUACAGUAAUGGAAAUAUUGAAUUUUAGGUCUGAGAAUUAGAAUAAAAGACCAACUUAAUCAGUACAAAGCAACGCUUUUUGUCAAAGUAGUGUUUCGGCUUACUUUUAUGAGAGACACAAGGGUAACGGUCAAUCAAUGAGCUCUCUGGACGACCGACGUGACGUUAGAGAAGGAUAUAGAAAUGGAGGAGCAACGGUGAAGGGAUUAAUUCAGAAAGUCCAUCCUCCUCAGCGGUCCCUUAAUGAUUCACUGGAGGGAGAAAUUCAGGCCUUCCUCAUUGAUGAAGACCAACUUCACACUUACGAUGACCUCACCAAAGUCAACCCAGUGACCCCAGCGACAGUGCUGAAAUGCCUGCAGGGCAGGUACAGCAUGAAGGUGUUUUACACCCAUGCUGGCUGCACCUUGGUGGCUCUUAACCCCUUCCAGUCCAUUCCAGACCUCUACUCUCUGGAUGUGAUGAAGGAGUAUCAUUAUGCUCGUCAGCCCCAGGAGUUCAAGCCGCAUAUUUUUAUUGUGGCAGAAGAAGCCUACAGGAAUGUUCGGGGCCAGCUGGAGCCGGUGAACCAGUCCUUGGUGGUCAGUGGUGAGAGCGGUGCUGGAAAGACGUGGACAUCUCGGUGCUUGAUGAAAUACUAUGUCACAGUGGCGUCCGUCUCCUCGGUGGUGAAGAGUCAGGACACAGUGGAGAGGAUCGAGAGGAGAGUGCUGGACUCCAACCCUGUAAUGGAAGCUUUUGGGAAUGCCUGCACACUCCGGAACAACAACAGCAGUCGCUUCGGAAAGUACAUUCAGCUACAGUUGGACAGGUGUCAGCUCUUAGUUGGGGCUACUGUACAGACAUAUUUACUGGAGAAGACCAGGGUGGCCUGCCAACCAGCUAAUGAAAGAAACUUCCACAUCUUUUACCAGAUGAUGAGAGGGGCCACAGAUGAGCAGCGGAAAGAGUGGAAGAUGUCACAUGACCAAAGUUUUGUUUGGCUGCCAAAUUCUGAGAAAACAAUUGAGGAGGAUUGUUUCCAUGAGACAGUGAAAGCAAUGGUUCAUCUGGGCAUCAAUGCAGAAAGGCAAGGAGAAAUAUUUAGGAUAUUAGCAGGAAUUCUCCAGUUGGGAAAUGUCAGCUUCUCCUCUUCAGCAGAUGAAUCACAACCUUGUCACCUUGAUGCAAAAUCUAAAGACUUCUUGCAGAGGGCUGCUGAGCUGCUGUGUGUUCCUACUGAGGAGCUUCAAACAUGUUUAAGAGUAAGGACUCUGAAGGCGGGGAAGCAAAGCGUGCUCAAGCCGUGCUCGCAGGCAGACUGCAGUGUGAGGAGAGACUGUCUAGCCAAAGUCAUUUACGCCCAGUUAUUUGAGUGGCUGGUUACAUUCAUCAACAACAGCGUAUGUGCUGAUAAAUCAACGUGGUGCAACUUCAUAGGAAUCCUAGAUGUGUACGGCUUUGAAUGUUUUCAGACCAAUAACCUGGAGCAGCUGUGCAUCAACUACGCCAAUGAGAAACUCCAGCAGCACUUUGUGGCUCAUUAUCUCAGAGCUCAGCAGGAGGAGUAUGUGUCAGAGGGUUUGCAGUGGUCCUUUGUGAAAUACCAAGACAAUCAAAGUUGCCUCGAUCUUUUAGAGGGAAGCCCCAUCAGUGUGUUCUCUCUUCUUAAUGAGGAGAGUCAUCUAAAUCGAGCCUCGGAUGCAAAAACGUUCCGAGUUCGUCUGGAAAAGGAGCUAUGUGACAAUGCUAACAUCAGCUGGGACAAGUUCAGCAAGGUGCCGCACUUCACUGUGGCCCACUACGCCGGCAAAGUUGGCUAUCAGAUAGAAGGCAUGGCGGAGAAAAACAAGGACCCAGUGCCACCAGAGCUAAUUAGCCUGCUUCAAAAGUCCAACAACCAGCUUCUUCACCAGAUCUUCAAAGACAAUGAAACUGAGAGUCAGAUUAAAAAGGGGCCUGGUAAAACCACUGUGGUCUCCAAGUUCAAGAACUCACUGGAGACCCUGAUGAAAAUCCUCCACUCCACAACUCCUCACUACACUCGCUGCAUCAAGCCAAACCCUGAGUGCAAGCCACUGACUUUCAAAAAGGAGGAGGUUAUCAUUCAGCUAGAGGCCUGCGGGAUUGUGGAGACCAUCCAUAUUAGUGCUGCUGGAUUUCCAAUAAGGAUUCCUUUCCAAAGCUUCCUGCAACGUUACACACUGAUCGCUAAACACAUAAACUCAGGGGGUCACAGUGUUGUGUUAGAUUUGGAAGCUGACACUUGUCCUCAGCGACAUGUGGAGAAGAUCCUCGGUGUGGCGUUGAAACACCGCCGUCUGAGUGAAGAGCGCAGUACAUUGGUGCAUUGUGGGAGGACUAAAGUUUUUCUCACACAAGUGAUGCUAGAUUUACUGGAAGAUCAGAGGAAGAAGAUCCUGUCUCACUGCGCCUUUACCAUUCAGUGCUGUUGGCUGCGGUACCAGCGGCGCAGACGACACACCCAUCGCCAGUCUGCUACUUUGAUCCAAGCAGCGGUGCGGUCCUGGCUGGUCAGGAAUCGGGUCCGAAGAUGGAACAGAGCAGCUGGAGUCAUCCAGAGCACCUGGAGGAAGUGGAGGUCACUCUUGAAAUCCUUGGCUGAAGCAGAACUUGACGAUGCAAAGGACCUGGUGGAGGAGGAUGCACCCGCACUGAAUCCUGUCGUCAGGGAACGGGGCUCAGUGCAGCUCUCCAUCAUCCCGGAGCCCGUCGCGGUGCGAGGGUGGCCCAUGGGCCUGGCUCUAGCCUCUGCACCGUCCAUGACUGUGUCUUUGACAGCCACAGGCUUCCAGAAGAUGAUAUCUGUCAUCGCCUCCCUCAACUUGCCAUCCAGGAGGGGAGAGUACCAGGUGAAGACCAACCAGUACACGGAGGAACUCGCCUCCAUAAGGGCUCAGCCCAAGGUGAGGACACAAACACCUUCCAGAAACUUUCUGUCAUUUUGUUCAUCAGAUGAUCUUCUCUUUCUUGUUUUCUCCACAGGGAUCCAUAAAGCUGCACUGUCAGCGAUCUCCACUUCUCUACGCUGACAGGCAGCCGGACCUGAAGAGCGACGUGACGGGGUUCAAUGAGAUCCUGCUAGAGAAAACUCUGUAACCGCUCCCUCAGUGGAAAACACUACUUGCAGUGAAGCAACUGCUUCUCCAUAAUCUGACAUGAAACAUGGAAACAGGAAACAUGGUAUUAUUUCAUGCUGCCACUGUGUAUGUAGGUUAAAACACUAAUUGCCAUGUUUGUUUGUUUUUUGUUUUCUUUUUUUUUAAACGAAGGUCGAAACUGAUCUUACCCCGUCUUACAGGGAUGAACAGAAUUAUAAAACCUGCAUCCUUGCAUAAUGAUUAUUUAUCAGAAGUGUUUAUGUAAGCUCGUGCAGUGCUAAAAAUCACCUCCAUUUGCCUUGCGGCCCCAGAGAUGACAAAAUAUAUAUAAAUAUAUCACCUAAAAUUCCAAAUCUGAGUCAGGAGAGUGGAUACAAUCAUCAGCUGCAUUUAAGAUAACGUACCCCUUUCUUCUUCUUUCAGCACAUGGUGUAGAUGGGAUUAUGACGAUGCAGGAUAAACACUAACUCUUUUUAAAAGAAAUCUUUGUAAAACUGAAAAUUUAAGGCAUAAUCUUGGCGGGGGGGUUUUAAAGAAAAAAAAAAUACCAGGGCUGCAGGCUUUUGUCUCCUGAUAGAUGAUCAGAGUAUUAGGCCUCGAGACAAGUGCCUUUCUUAGAAUCCACGAUCAAACCACAUAUGAGCUGUACAUGUAUUUAUUGGGCUGAUUAUUUAUCUGUGACUUAAUUUUUCCAGUCUUGUGUUUCUGAUUCACGUUUAGUUUUGUGGUUUCUGCUGGGAGGAAAAUGGUAAUCGAGCAAAUAUUGCACAUGUUAAGCGAAUAUUGCACUUUGAAAGCAUGCACAUUCUUAUGUAAUCAACAAGAUUACACGACAGGGUGUCUACAGGCAUGAGCAGGUAAAAUGUAUUUUAUUAAUUUUCAUUCUCAUACCAUUUUAAUAGCCCAGAAUCUUUAUCUUGACUGAUGAGCAGGCUCUGAUAUCUUCAGGGUGUCCAGCAGUGUAAUCAACAGAUUGAUCCUGCAUAUUUACACUUUGCUGGCCUGAGGCUUCAGGGAUUUUUAUAUUUUUGAGGCAGUUGUUUUAAACACCAUUAAAAUUAGUUAAUCAUUAGCCUUUUUAUUAUUGCCCCUGAGCAGCUAAAGGCUGAUGGUGUACCGUCAUCACCCCACCAGGCAGGCAGCGCGGACAUUUAAGUUUGUGAAUGCAAUAACUGGAGAAUGAGGUGAUACCAUAGGUGUGUCUACUAAAAAUGUUGGACAAGUUUGUAUGUCAGUGACCUCGACCUCAAGGUCGGAGCAAGUUGUCUGAAAACCUUUUCAACGCAAUAAACUUGAGAACAACAUGACAUAGGAUUUUGAAAUUGAUACUGUAGGUGUGUCUACUAUAGAACUGAGAGGAACCACUGGUGGUCGACAGUAUUUUUAUGAAAACAGGCAAACAAGGGUAUUAUUGUACAAAUAGUAAAGUCAUAUGAUAUGAUCUAACUAUGUUGAGGCAGCAAAAACAGUGGAAUAGUGUGCCAGAAAUUCUCAGUAACUUGAGUAAAAGCACAUCAGACACAUCCACACUAAUACGUUAAGGGUUUAUAUUGAUGAGUAUUGAAGAGCUUUCAAGGAGCCGUAGACACCCUGCAUAACAGAAACUUCACUGAUGUGAACAAGGAUGAACCCAGG
Oreochromis aureus is the source of this 5037-nucleotide messenger RNA. Its product is annotated as unconventional myosin-XIX. Gene Ontology annotation, molecular function: ATP binding; microfilament motor activity; actin filament binding. Gene Ontology annotation, biological process: actin filament organization; vesicle transport along actin filament. The record is from RefSeq and is a predicted model, not a curated record. The transcript is spliced from 23 exons. The coding region runs from base 439 to 3333 and encodes 964 amino acids. Gene Ontology annotation, cellular component: vesicle; myosin complex; actin cytoskeleton. Lineage: Eukaryota; Metazoa; Chordata; Actinopteri; Cichliformes; Cichlidae.